This is a messenger RNA of Lodderomyces oxycetoniae, 2085 nucleotides long. It is a transcript of the gene PXA2, whose product is annotated as ATP-binding cassette long-chain fatty acid transporter. NCBI's taxonomy places the organism in Eukaryota, Fungi, Ascomycota, Pichiomycetes, Serinales, Debaryomycetaceae. Gene Ontology annotation, biological process: long-chain fatty acid import into peroxisome; very long-chain fatty acid catabolic process; peroxisome organization. Gene Ontology annotation, molecular function: ABC-type transporter activity; long-chain fatty acid transmembrane transporter activity; ATP binding. Bases 1 to 2085 code for a protein of 694 amino acids. The transcript has a single exon. Gene Ontology annotation, cellular component: peroxisomal membrane. The record is from RefSeq and is a predicted model, not a curated record.
AUGACUAUUACAGAGCCUAAACGUAUGGACAAUACUAUGGCGUUGUCCUUACUCAAGCUAUACAGGGCAAAUCGAUCUUUACUAUUAAAUACAUCAUAUAUUGUUCUAAUAACGGCAGCGUUCACGGGAGCAGCAAGCACUGGGCUAUCCAAAACUUCAACUGCAAAACCAGAAAAGCAGCUAGAACAGUCACUGCAGAAUAGUAAUACUACUGCUACUGCUACUGCUACUAAGAAAAAAUACCCGAAAUUGUCGCGCCAGGCUUUUGAGCGAUUGGCCAAGGCUAUUAUUCCUACUUAUCACGAUAAAGUUAUUGGCUACUUGGUUUCUCACUUGGUGUUAUUGGUAGUGCGUGCAUUGCUAACUAUAAAAGUAGCAACUUUAGAUGGUCAACUUGUAGGUGCCUUAGUCUCGAGAAGAUUGAAAGUUUUCAGUAAAUACCUAUUGAUUUGGUUGUUGAUUGGUAUACCUGCUUCAUUAACAAAUGCGUCACUAUCGUGGACAAAAGAGAAUUUAAGCAAAAAAAUUCGAGAAAACUUGAAUCAAUCAAUUAUGCAAGAAUAUUUGCCUGACAAUCUUGAUGCUAAUUAUUAUUCCUUGAUCCAUUUGAGUGAUAACAAGAUUAAAGACCCUAAUCAGAGAAUUACAACCGAUGUGUCUAGACUAGCUUCUGCUUUGAGUAGUUUACCCGGUCAAUUACUCAAACCUACUUUAGAUUUAUUGCUCUGUGCAAGACAAUUAAGUCAGAGUGGAGUUGGAAAUGGUGAAGGAACUUUGGCCUUGGGGAUUCUUGCUCAUUUUUCAACAAUGAUCAUCAGAUUCUUUUCACCGCCAUUUGCUAAACUAGCUAGUGAACGUGCGAAUCUUGAAGGGCAAUUAAGAUCAGCGCAUUCUAAAAUCGUUACCAAUAGCGAGGAAAUUGCCUUUUUGAAAGGCCAUUUCAGAGAAUUGGAUUAUAUUGACUACUGCUAUUAUACUUUGGAAAGAUUCAGUAAAAUGGAGUAUUGGAAAAAGGCUAUCCAUGAAAUUGCCCAAACUUUUAUUGUUAAAUAUUUCUGGGGUGCCGCCGGUUUAGUCUUGUGUUCCGCUCCGAUAUUCAUUUCGAAAUAUGUAGGUGAAAAUCCAGACAAAAAUGCUGCUGGAAAUUUCAUCACCAAUAGAAGAUUAUUAAUGAGUGCUUCCGAUUCCUUAGAUCGAUUGAUUUUUGCCAGAAAGUAUCUUUUACAAAUUGUCGGUCAUGCUACUAGAGUUUCCGAUUUCCAAGACACGUUAGCUGAUGUGGAAAAACGGAAAAAGACAAUUACAUCAAAUGUCAAGUUCAAUAAUGAUGAAAUAGUCUUUGAUAAAGUAAAGCUAUUAACCCCAGCUAAUGUCACUUUGAUUCCAUCCUUGAGUUUUGAAAUUAAAUCGGGUGAUCAUUUGUUAAUUGCAGGUCCCAAUGGAUCAGGCAAAUCAUCUUUGUUCAGAAUGCUUGGUGGAUUAUGGCCAGUAAAAGAAGGGACAAUAACAAUUCCAACUACGAAAAAUAUGUUUUAUCUUCCACAAAGGGCAUACUUGGUUCAAGGAUCAUUAAGAGAACAAAUCAUCUAUCCUCAUUCCGUACAAGAGCAGAAAAAGGAUGAUUCGAAAUUAAAGGAGAUUUUAAGAGUAUUGAACUUGAGCGAGUUUGCAGAUCAGCUAGAUGAAGUAAAAUGUUGGGAUGAAGAAUUGUCAACUGGCGCACAACAAAGAUUGGCAAUGGCGAGAUUAUAUUAUCAUGAACCCAAAUUCGCAGUGUUGGACGAAUGCACUUCAGCAGUGAAUCCCGAUAUGGAACAGUUUAUGUAUCAAUAUGCUCAAAAACUUGGUAUUACACUACUUUCAGUAGCUCACCGACCUGCUUUGUGGCACUUCCAUAAAUACCUUUUGAAAUUCGAUGGCAAAGGUGGAUAUUUUUUUGGAAAAUUAGAUGCAGAAAAGAGAUUGAAAUUGGAACAAGAGAGGAUUGAAUUGGAGAAAUUAUUAAGAGAUAUGCCUGUACUUAAAGAGAGAUUAGCUGAAUUGAAGAAAGUGUCUCAAUUACAACACGACAAGUAUCGUCAUUGA